This is a messenger RNA of Fusarium coffeatum, 1194 nucleotides long. RefSeq lists its product as uncharacterized. The record is from RefSeq and is a predicted model, not a curated record. The transcript has 2 exons. The coding region runs from base 1 to 1194 and encodes 397 amino acids. Lineage: Eukaryota; Fungi; Ascomycota; Sordariomycetes; Hypocreales; Nectriaceae.
AUGGUCGAACGAUCAGGUCUCCUUUGGGACGACUCUAGCAUUUGCACUAGACCGCUCUGGGAGCACGAGCCCAAAAUUGAAGAUAUCAUCGAAGUCUUUCUGCGGCUAGGCUUCGCUGACAAACGGAAUCAGCUUCAUGUGUCAGUCCUCGGCCAGGGCGCAAUAAACAAGGCCUACCUUGUUCAAAUCCGAAAAGACGGAAAUAAAAGGGUUUUGGUGAUGCGAGUUUCGCUGCCCAUCGAUCCCGGCAACAAGAUACGCGGCGAAGUUACUACUCUCCAAUGGCUCCGGCGUUAUACCACCCUACCUGUUCCUGAGGUUAUUGACUAUAUGGCCUCACCUGACGACGAUAUUGGCUACGAAUGGCUCAUGAUGUCACACGUACCAGGGCAAACCGCUUUGGUCAAGUGGCGCAAGAUGUCCAUGGACCAAAAGAGACGUCUUGUUGAGCAAGUCGCAAGGUAUCAACAUGAACUAACAGCGCGAACAUUCGACGCCAUAGGUACUUUGCGUAAAGUGGAGGAUAGGUACGCUCCUGGGAAAAUUGUUGACAUGGAGUUUUGUUUCGGCGAUCAUUUCUCCUACAACAUCAACAGAGGCCCUUUUCAUUGCGCUCGCGACUGGUUCCAAGCGCUCUCCGAUAUUAUCGUCAUGGAUUUCCAGCAAGUUCUUGACGAAGAAGACCUAGACGAGUUCGACCUUAUCAUGACCAAGCACUAUCUCGAACUGUACUUUGGCACCGAUCUCUCGUUAUCCAACAUGAUCGUCAGCGAAGACGGUAAUAUCAACGGAAUCAUUGACUGGGAAUGUGUUUCAACGAUACCGAUUUGGGCUGCCACUGGUACACCAAGCUUUCUACGAAGCCAAGACCGCCAUGACAAGCCACGCCCAGAACGCUAUUAUCGCCGUGCUCCUACAGUAGAUAUAUAUGGGCGGGACGAUGAGGGACUGGAUAUUAAGUACUGGAGGGACUUGGAGGACUAUGAGUUCACGGUACUUCGGGCUCACUACGAUACUUGCAGACGUCAUCACAAUCCUAGGUGGAAAAAUGACUUGACAAAGGAUGAGAAACUCAAGUACGACUUUCUUGAUGGGAUCAAUCUGUGCAGAGCUCAAGACUUUGGCGGUGCAGUAGACGAUUGGAUUGAUGCGCUUGAGGAAGGCAAUAUCAUUGCGCUGGAGUAUAGUGACUAA